AUGGGACCACAACUGACUAAUCUAUCUGAUGCUGACAACAAACGAGAUAAUACUGUCCCUUAUGAGGAACUGCGCACUAUUAUCAGUGAUAUUUUUGAGCGUCACGAGGCUGCCUUGUGCAAGAGAGUAGACCAUAUGAAUGCAUCGUUAGAGAGGCGGCUGGCUGCCUUUGACGAGAAACUGCAACAGUAUGAAGAGAAACUGUGUGCACGGGAGAGACAGGAGCGCACACAACUUGAUGACGUUGUUGCCCUAGUAAGGCAGCACUCUGUGUACCUAGAAAGCCUACGACAGUUUGCGGAAGACACCAAGUCUUUAAUUGUCAAAGUAAGUAAUACACAGGAGCAAAGAUUAUUAUCCUUAGCCCAAGAAUUGACAGACACAAAAAUGAAAGAGGCUAGUCGUAUUCAAGAUGAGUUGGAAAAAUGCUCCACUUUGGUUGGGAAACUGGACGAGGCUAGAGAAAAACAAGCAGAUCUUCACAACAGUUGGAAUCAAAGAUUGGACCAGAACGCGAAUUUUUCACAGAGUCAAUUGAGCCUUUUAAACUGUCUCUAUGAGCAACAGGAACAAGGGCUUAACCGUUUGAGUCAGGUGAAUGAAGAGAACACCAACAACUGUUCGAACCUGUCAAGGUUGGUGGUAGAACAAAGUGCCAUGCUGAACGUUGUACAAGAUGUUCAAAAACAGGAGUCAAGUGUCUUACAGUUUGUGAACCAUAUUCAGGGGAAGAUGUGUACGACUCAAGAAAAAGAAGAAUCUGUUUUGGAGACUCUCAUUUCGAUCCAAGAGGGGGAAAGAACAGUGUUAUCCUCAGUGAACGAGCUGAAGACGACAGAAGAGGGACUGCUGGAACAUAUGGCACAAAUACAAGAAAAGGAACAAAAGAAUGCAGAGACGAUGGCCUCCCUUCUCACGUGUGCGACCAACUUGAUGAAUGAAGAAUUCCAAGUUUUACAGAAAAUAAAAAAUACAUUAGAUGACGAGAACAGCAGGCUUGCCAGCAUAGGCGAGGUGUUGAGAAACAUGAGCCAAAACUGUCAGUCUGUCACGGGCAUGAUUGCUCAAGGCGGAGAACUCACCAACAGAAUACAGACAGCGCUGACCAGUGCAUCGAACUAUGUCGCUGCAGCCGGGGAACUGGUCAGGCUAGAAGAGCACAAGGCGGAGACGAUAACUCGGCUGCAAGAAGAAGAGGAAAGACUUUGCUCUUUGUUAAAAACCGCGCACGUCACUGGCAGUCAGAUGGCUGCGGAGAUCUGCGGCCUGCAUAACAAAAUGGACGAGCUCACGAAGCAGCAGGGCUGUGUUUUAAGAGAGUUAGGCCAAGUACAAAGUGAAAGCCGAAACGCUUUGGCUGCCACUGAAGACAUCCAGAAAAGAGAAAACAAUUCGCUCAGGGACAUUGAGAAUCUUCAAGUGAAAGAAGACGAACUACUCCGACUCUUGUCCACCACUCAGAGCACAGAGAACGCUGUGUUGGCAAGCGCGUCCGAAGUUCUGCGAAACGAAAACAAACAUCUUAAGACUAUUCAGACUAUUUUGGGUGAACAAAAAGAAACCAGCAAAUCGCUCUCCACGCUACAGAACAACGAGAUCUGUGUGUUGGACAAGCUGACCGAGGGUCAGCGACUGACGAACGACACGUGCACGGCCCUGGCGGAGAACACUAAGCUGGGCUUCCAGAGCGUGGUGAGCAGCCUUGAGCAGUGUCAGACAAAGGAGGACGGACACCACUCACAGGUCAAGUGGGAGCUGCUGGAGCUACGCAAUCUGCAGUCACAGCUCAGCCACAACAGCUCCGUGCACGUGCAAGACUGCACCAAGCACCUGGCCGACCUUAUACAGAACCAGUCCGUCUAG
This is a messenger RNA of Aplysia californica (California sea hare), 1863 nucleotides long. RefSeq names its product centrosomal protein of 164 kDa. The transcript has a single exon. Bases 1 to 1863 code for a protein of 620 amino acids. The record is from RefSeq and is a predicted model, not a curated record. Lineage: Eukaryota; Metazoa; Mollusca; Gastropoda; Aplysiida; Aplysiidae.